Mycetomoellerius zeteki is the source of this 2680-nucleotide messenger RNA. RefSeq names its product NAD kinase. Gene Ontology annotation, molecular function: NAD+ kinase activity. The record is from RefSeq and is a predicted model, not a curated record. Lineage: Eukaryota; Metazoa; Arthropoda; Insecta; Hymenoptera; Formicidae. Bases 899 to 2224 code for a protein of 441 amino acids. Gene Ontology annotation, biological process: NAD+ metabolic process; NADP+ biosynthetic process. The transcript has 8 exons.
AUCCACGAAGAUUUAUAUUAUUAUAUUCAUAGAUAUAUCUACAAACAUUACGUUAGCUACGUUAAGUUUUGCAGAUCACGAAUAAAUUUUGUAAACUGAAAGUUUAACCAGUGCGAUACUAACCAGAUAAGAUAAAAAGUCGAACAUAACGAGCAGUGAGACUCAUUAUCGGCCACCUCGUCCAUCGGCAAGUGAAAUUCCCCGUGGUUGUGCAAGGAAGUAGGUCGCAAAUACACGUUAAUGCGAAACAAGAACGAAGCCUGUGAAACAUUCUUUCGAAAGUCUUUCGUUACACAGAUUCGAUGAGACCAAAGUUCAAUGCGAUUAUUACUAACUCUAAUAUAAACCUAAAGCAAUCAUAACUAAAGUCCAUGUACAUACAAUGUACAUGAAGUAUGAUCAGAAUCACAAGUAGUUAUGUCCUUGAAUAUAUUAUAUUUGCAUGUGUUAUACAAGUGAAGUAAAGACGAUACCACUGCGUAUGUUACCAAGAAUUGCUACGGUUGAUUGAUCAGUCUCAUUGGUUUUCUCGUCGUAUUCACGAACCACAAAUCCAUCCAUCCUGAAAGAUGAUCUUCAAAUGCCAAGAGCGAUUAUUAUUGCGAAAAAAGGAAAGCGAAUAAUUUGCCGUGCAUUCGAAAGUGACACGCGAUGAGAGGAUGUGGGAUCGUUAUUUAGAAUCGAUACUAAUCGCAACGUUCAUGCAGCGACACUGUUGGAAGGGAGUUGCCAAUGUUGGUUGCCAAUGCAAGGGCAUUCAUUAGACAAAGGAAAUAAUGCAAAAGCACUUGGCUACAACUUGGAGCAUGCGGUCGUGCGGAAGUAAAAUCGGACAAUCUUAAUCGAGACGGCGCAAGAAGUAGAACGCGCGUGGCAAAACUAAAGGAGUGUUUUUCAGAUGAUGGAAAUGGUGAAGGAAAAACUGCGCAGACGAAGCGUGAGCGAACUGCUCAAUUGGAGAUGCCUAGCUGAAUGUAAGGGCGCCAUUGCUGGAAACGAAAAUGAUAGCGCAGGAAGACUUUUGCUAGAAGAUCGUAACGGAGAACCGGAGACCCGCAGACGGAGACGAUCCGGUACUUGGCCAAGAACGAGGAGUCUAAACGCACCCAGUCCCGUUCAACACUUCGGGCGAUGUGGGGGUAUCAUGAAAACUUCUGUAACGGUUAUGACUAUUCAGGAUCCAGCCUCUCAGAGGUUGACGUGGUACAAACCACCUCUCUCUGUUCUGGUUAUCAAGAAGGUCCGUGAUUCGUCAGUCCUGCUACCGUUUGUUCAGUUGGUCACAUGGUUGAUAGAGGCAAAACGAAUGGUUGUAUUUGUGGAAGCUUCUGUUCUGGAAGACCCAGCCCUGGCCAGAGAUCCUAGAUUUCAAAGUGUUCGCGAUAGAUUACAAACUUUUAGGGACGGCACAGAUGACUUGCAGGAUAAAAUUGAUUUUAUCGUCUGCUUGGGAGGCGACGGCACACUGCUUUAUGCCAGUUUGCUGUUCCAACAGUCAGUGCCACCUGUAAUGGCAUUUCACCUUGGUUCCUUAGGAUUUCUCACACCCUUCGAAUUUGAUAAUUUUCAGGAACAAGUGACCAAUGUUCUUGAAGGUAACGCAGCUUUAACUUUAAGGAGUCGUCUGAGGUGCAUAAUUAUACGCAAGAAUGAAGACAGUCAGUUGACUGAACCACCAACGAAUCUCUUGGUAUUGAAUGAAGUUGUAGUAGAUCGAGGGCCCUCACCUUACCUUUCAAAUAUCGACCUAUUCAUUGACGGCAAACACGUGACAAGCGUCCAAGGUGAUGGCUUGAUUGUGAGUACGCCGACCGGGUCGACCGCUUAUGCAGUUGCUGCUGGAGCCAGCAUGAUUCAUCCUUCAGUUCCUGCUAUAAUGAUCACACCGAUCUGCCCUCACUCUCUGUCCUUCAGGCCGAUUGUCGUACCUGCGGGGGUCGAGCUCAAGAUAAUGGCAAACAGCAAUGCUCGCAGUACAGCUUACGUCUCGUUCGAUGGCCGCAAUCAGCAAGAGCUGCGUGUCGGCGACAGUUUGAAGGUGACCACCUCUAUAUACCCGGUGCCUAGCAUUUGCGCAGCCGACCAAAUCACCGACUGGUUCGAUUCCUUAGCUGAAUGCCUUCACUGGAAUGUCAGAAAGCGGCAGAAGCAUUUGGACGAGCUAAGUGAUCUCGCGCAUUCAUCGAGCAACGAUACCCUAGAUUCUCUCGAUCGAGAUAGUUAGGUUAAGGAGAAUGUUCAUACAUAGUCAAAAUCGACAAUAUUUGGCCAAAUAUAACUCCGCUGAAAAUCGGAAUAAAAUUGGUUACUCGACUUUUCUAAUUAAUGUCGCCUUCAUCGAUUAAAACUUUUCUAACGAAAUCUUGUUAAGUGUAAGGAAGCUAAUAAAAAAUUGAUUGAUUGUUAAUACAGAUAUGAUCUAUGAGAUUGUCAUCUAAGAAACAUCUGUAUGUAAGAUCUACAGCUGGAGAUGAAGAUUACGUAAUUAGAUUAGAAAAAUGAGCUUGGAUCAUGAUGAAUCUUAAUUCUUAAUAAUAAAGUGCAUUUGGAAAGAAUACAUGUUAACAGCGAAAUAUUGUUUAAUUCGAUUGAUUAUUAUCGUGAAGAAAUUAUGUACUAUUAAUAAUUUGAACUCGCUCGCAUACAAUGUAUUUAUUCAUAAUUGCGUUUUGGUCUGUAA